Molecule: messenger RNA, 3840 nt
Organism: Oncorhynchus keta (chum salmon)
Lineage: Eukaryota; Metazoa; Chordata; Actinopteri; Salmoniformes; Salmonidae
Product: fibrinogen-like protein 1
Exons: 7
Coding region: 1434-2477 (347 amino acids)
Biological process (GO): negative regulation of T cell activation; regulation of immune response
Source: RefSeq, a predicted model, not a curated record
GGUCUCACAGGUUUGAACCCAGUGCUCUGGAAGAUGGUUACCUCACCACUGAGGACUCCACUGGGUGGGACUGAAACACAUAGAAGGGCACGAUAAGUAGGUUUGGUUAAAUCCUGUGGUGUCAGAACAGUAAUCAGCAAUGGCUGGGACAAGUAGACAACCCAAUGCUUACAAGGCGAAAACUUUAUGACUGAGCCAACACCUCCUUCGCUUCACUUCUCUUCCUAUGUUAGAGUUAAGGAAACAUUGAAGAGUCCACUAAUAAGCCCAUGUUGGAGCUGAAGAUGGCAGUCUGUUAGCUCUGUGGCACCUACACUGGGUUUCCCAGUGACCUCUACUAGUCAGGGUAAAUAAUGCCGGCAUCAAUAGGCUUUCUGUAUGUCACCCAGCAUCAAUUGGAGGUAGCUGGAGUUGGAUACAUGGCAUCUCUACGCCAGCCAGCUCUCCCUCAGACACUUGCCUGGAGGCCUGGUCACAUCAGACAAAUACCUCUGGGCAGAAUCACAUCAGCAUGUAAACACACCUCAUCUCUGGAGCGAUCAGACCAUUCAGGCCACACCUCUGAACACACCUUACUACAGCUCACCUUAGCUAUCAUGUGAACCAGCGGUAUUCAAAUCUUACCCUAUAAGGUCAAGAGCCUGCUGGUUUUCUGUUCUCCCUGAUAAUUAAUUGCGCCCAUCUGGUGUCCCAGGUCUAAAUCAGCCCCUGAUUGGAGGGGAAGAAUUUUAAAAAACAACAGUGGAACUGGCUUGACGUCCUGGGUCCGUAUCCACAAAGUGUCUCAUAGUGCUGAUCUGAGAUCAGUUUAGCCUUUAGUUCAUAAUGAAUAAGACUGAAUAGACAGAUACAUUUAUCAAAAACACAUUCCACCAAAUAUUAAUAUAUAUAUUUUUGAUAUGAGGAAGAAAAGCCUUAUGCAUGUAUUUUGUUUAACUAGGCAAAUCUGUUAUUCUCUUAUCUCUUAUUCUCUUAUUUACAAUGACGGCCUAAUUAUGAAAAAAUAUCUGAAUCAAACCCAUUGAAUUAAUAGAAGUAAAUCAAAACUAGAGCUAAAACAUGAAACAAGGGGAAUGUUGACUUUAGGCAGGGAAAGUUACAAGUCGUUGAACUCAAAUAAGAGUCGGAAGGGCCAUGUUUAAGAGGACGCCAGUAAAAGGUGCUAUUGUAUCACCAGUUGGGUUAUGAGAAGGGAGGAUAGAUGAGGGAAGACACUACAAAAGGCAGCCCUCUUCCUACGCAAUAGACCACGAGACACAACAAGGUUUAAUCAGAAGGUCAAUGGCCAGACUAUGGUGGGAAGUCACUAGCCAUUUUUCAAAGUACAGCAGAACACUCGUGCUGACUCCGAUGUUUAGACACUAGUGGGCUGCGUCCCAAAUGGAACCCUAUUCCCUAUAUAGUGUACUACUACUGACCAGGUGCCAUUUGGGAUGCAAGCCAGUGUCUUCCAUGGUGGGUUGUCAGAGGGUAGGGUGAACAGAGCGUCAGUAACACUGGUGGUUGAACAGAGCUCACACGCCAUGGCAGGAGCGUCCACCAUAGUAGUUUUGGGGCUUUUGUUCCUCACGGAAUGCCACUCGGCCCCAGUGCAGUGUGGGGAGAUGGUGGGGCGUCUGCAGGCUGAGAUGGAGCACCUGGUGAGGGUGAUCAACGACCAGCACCACUACAUCCAGGGACUUCACUUCAGCCAGGCCCAGAAGCUGCCCCAGAUCCCCCAGACACACCUCCAGACUGGGGGCCAGUACAAAGACUGUGCUGAGAUCUUUAAGGAUGGGAACUCCGUUAGUGGCCUGUAUAUGAUCAGACCGGACCAGGCUCCCUCCUCCUUCAUGGUGUUCUGUGACAUGAGUGAUGGAGGAGGCUGGACUGUCAUCCAGAGGAGAAAGGACGGCACGGAGUCCUUCGACAGAGCGUGGGUGGAGUAUAAGCAUGGUUUUGGAGGCAGCGAGUCAGACGGAGAGUUCUGGCUAGGGAACGACCCCCUACACUACCUCACCUCUCAAGGCGACUACAACCUAAAGAUCAACAUGGAGGACUUUGACGGAAACCAGCGCUUCGCCAAGUACAAAAACAUGAAAGUUGAUGAUGAAAAGAACCAGUAUAAGCUUAAUCUGGGUGAGUACACUGGCAAUGCGGGGAUUCAGCCCUCCCAACAGAGUAUUGACCUUCUCCCAUCCCAGUGGGCAGUGGAACAGUCUAGGGGCCAGUCAACUGGGAGUCAAGUUCAGAGUAUUGACCUUCUGCAUUACUGUGGAGAUUCAUCCCAACAAGUCUCAGAUGUUGGUGUCAUUCUGCAUCUCUCCACCAGGUGUGAGUCUGGCAACUUGAACGGUCACUACUACAACGGGCCGUACCAAGCGGUGAUGGAUGACGGGGUGGUCUGGUACACCUGGCACGGCUGGUGGUAUUCAAUCAAAUCCGUUGUCAUGAUGAUCCGGGCCUCCGACGUCCAUCCGGCUGGAUCUGAUGUCUAACUGACCAGAACGCCAGACGACAUCGAUCCUGUUAAGAGUUUUGCCUCACUUAGGAUAGGCUGAAGGUGGUGUUACAUCAUAGAGAACAUCCAAUCAUAACAAUCUUGAUGCUAAAUGAGGUAAAACAGUAAUUCUGCUCGUAGAUUAUUAAAGGAUUACAUUUAUUUUCAUAGUCAAUUGCAGACCAAAAAUGUAUUUAAGCUUUUAACCCAACCCCUUUGAAUCAGAGAGGUGGGGGUUGGGGGGGGGCUGCCACAUUGGGUGCCAGAGGAGCUGUUGUUGUUCAUUUCAACUGACAACCUUUUGGUUAUUUGCCCAACGUUUUAACUUGCUAGGCCACCUGCUGCUAGCCCAUAUGCAUGUGAUCUACACAUCCAGCCCAAAGCAGGAGGUUUAAAACAUACUUUCUUAGUCGCCAAUGUACCGGAGCAGGUCUUGUGAAUGUGACUGUUGGCCGAUUUUUACAUGUUUUUCUUUUAUAAAUAAUGGUACAAUGUGUGUACAAUUGUGUACUUUCCACUCAAAUAAUUUCCGAUUGUGACUAAAUUUUAAUAAAAUGUUAACUAUGAUCAACUCUUACUUUAACAGAAAUAUUGCCUAUAUUUCCCCCCAGAGUUCUCACUUGCAACCAGACUGGGCACGUUCCAGGUCGUUCUCGCUGGGCACGUUCCAGGUCGUUCUCGCUGGGCACGUUCCAGGUCGUUCUCGCUGGGCACGUUCCAGGUCGUUCUCGCUGGGCACGUUCCAGGUCGUUCUCGCUGGGCACGUUCCAGGUCGUUCUCGCUGGGCACGUUCCAGGUCGUUCUCGCUGGGCACGUUCCAGGUCGUUCUCGCUGGGCACAUUCCAAUCCAACGUUCCAAUCUUAAAAGAAACUGCUCUAUCAUAUAAAUGGGCUUCCUCAGACAAACAGUUCUCCAGACAUUGUGAGAUCUAAUCUACUGCACAGAUCCACUGCACUAAAGACAACCUGGAACACGCCCAUUUCCCCCCCUGUGUUUUAAGCCAACCCUUAAGACAUUCACUAGUUUCUACCUGUUAAUACUGCAGCCAGAGAUAACAGACACUAGACAUGCCUGAAUAGUGUGUGCAAACAAACCAGUAGUACAUUACAGACAGACAGAGCACCAAAACCUCACCAGUGAAAAGAGAGUGUAUUACUUCCAUGUUAAAGCUCAGUGGUCGUAGAGGAGAUUUGAGGCCACUGAGGUGUUAAAUGGGAGAUCUGUGCCCUCCAGGGUGGAUUCCUUUCUCUAGGUACUACUGCACAACAACAGGAUUGAGCGUGCGCACACACACACACACACACUCUGCUUCGACAUAGCGGUCAAUCAUUUUGACAGGUAAAGGACUUGUGUGUGUGUG